UCCUUUUGUGUGCUCUGUCCAAUGGACGCGCAGAUGCGGUUUGCUGCCCGCUAAUUGGCUGCAAAGGAGGAAGAUGCAACGUCCAGGGACAAUAGAUUGAGGACUUUUUAAGGCGUCCCACUGAUGUGGUGAAGAUCCUUUGACUGCUGUCGCUGCUUUAGCGUGUGCUCGGAAUUAUUGUCCCCCGGUGUCUGCUGAUUGCUGCAGCUCCUCCUGCUUUGGCUGGGCUCUGCUUGUUUAUCCGGAUCGUUGGAUGGGAUGUCGGCCCGUCGCGCUCCGUUGCAUGAAGUCAUGUCCGAGAAGAUGUAGCUCCGGGUUGUUGCUGUUGGUGGCUAUGUCUGCAAAAGGUGUCGCUGUCUGAACGAUGCUGGAGCGAUGUCUGAUGUUGAGACCACGUAUGCAGACUUCAUCGCCUCCGGCAGGACGGGUCGCAGGAACGCCCUUCACGACAUCCUGCAGAGUCCCACCGACCCGCAGGGACGAGAGCUGUCCCUCACGCUGUCUCUGUCCCAGCUCCACAUCAACACAGGAGGGGGCGAUGAGGAAGACGCCGAGGACAGUCACAGCUCCGCUACCUCGGCCCAGCGUGAGGCGGAGCAGAGGAACAGCUAAACCGCCGCCUUCUCCUUCUAGCAGACGGGGCGAUGCCGGGCGGAUUACGGCCUCCGUCACUGUGAAUCCGUUAGUUCUGAAAGGCCCGGUGGCCGGAGGUUAGGAGCGUCGCCGCUGAUACGCCUUCAGGCAGAGCGUCCACCCCUGCUGAGGUGAUCGCUCAAAGCUGCAAAGUGGAACGACUGACGCUUUUUCAGUGCCGGGAGUACGCACGAUAACGACCUGGCCGUUCUUUUUUUAAACUGAUUUUGGUUUCAGUCUUUGCGGUCCGACACACAGGCUGAAGGACUUAAACUGAAAGAGGAAAAUGGAGCCGGCGACCAAUGUGCGUCCUGCAGUAGUUCAAGCAGUUUGUAGGACCACUGAGACGUGCCGGUAUAAUGGGUCACAGUGGGAGUAGCGGGAUCGUAGAAGCAGCGGUGCUGCUAGAGGCUGUAUAGCACCAGUUAAUGGUUUGUGCUUCCCUUGAACUGACAUUAAAGCAGAGGGAUGCCGACUUAGCCGUACCCGAACUAAAACAUUGAGCUCUGGAAGUCCUAUUUAUGCUGAAUUGUUUCAAUUUCAUACUGUAGAGAACGACAAAAAAAAAAAAAAGAUGUUCCAGGAGAGGUAGUAUGCAGGUAAUGUGAGUGUACUUUAAAAUGUGUGUCCUUAUUUUUUACACGUUUCUAACAAUGCCGAUAUUAUCACAGCCUUACACGAAUAGUUUGUCAGGUUGCGUCUAUUCGGUUUGUAGCUGAGAGCUUGAGAAGGAGAAAAGUCUUUCUCGUGGGACUGAACUCGGACGGAUGAGAAAGAUCAAGCUCAUCUUGAGGGAGACCCCGGGGGCAGGCCGAGAACACACAGGACGGAAUAUAGCUCCUCUGCUCCCACAGCUCCUUGGAAAUGGAUGCAUUUUAUAAAAAAGGUUAAAAUAAAAAGCAUCUGGUUUUUCACUAUGUAACAUGUCGACGAGGCAAAAGCUAUUCUGGUUGCCAAAAUUAAACUUUGCGCUUUCCAGGAUUAAGAAGGCCACUACAAACAUUUGCAAACGCAUGAGUCUUAUUAAACAGAGGUGAGGUUUAUUUCCUGGCUUUAAAAUUAUGUGUGCAAAAAAAACCAAACAAACAUAAAAGUACUAAUCUUUGACCUGUUAGGUGGUAAUGGGAAUUUAGUUAUGCAACUAUCUGCGGUUUUGGCAUCCCACUUAUAAUAACUGUUGGCUUGGUUCAACUGAGUUCAGAAAUCAUUGAUCAUGUUGGUUUAGAAACCUAAAAAAAAAAAGAAGAAGAAAAGCAUGUUGAAGAUAGAAAAUGCCACCGUAGGGUCUAGAUUACAAUUUCUUUAAUUUGAUAAGAGCCGUGGAUUUGAGAGGCCGGUUUUGUUGAGUUUUUAAAAUCGCCUUGUGGACUGUAUUCUUAAAAACAACAUGCCAUUUUAAAGAAAACAAGAAGCCAACAUGUCAGAUCAUAAAUCACCCCGUUGGGAUGACGUCUGCUCUAUAAUUUCAGGACCAUACCCAACGAGUUGCCCCCUGCUGGUAGGAACGAAGAAUGCACUUUCAGGCCCAUCUGUACCACUGCCAAAUUAAAUAUGUAGAUAUAAAAAAAAUGCAACCACUGUGUAAACGUAUGCAUGUGUUCCACCUUCAUCAUGAGUCCUUUCAGCACCUUUUGGUAGGAGAUCUCUGCAGAUCUUCAAAAUGGCUGGCAGCAUACAUGUAAAA
Messenger RNA from Fundulus heteroclitus (mummichog), 2317 nucleotides. Its product is annotated as cAMP-dependent protein kinase inhibitor alpha. The record is from RefSeq and is a predicted model, not a curated record. Gene Ontology annotation, molecular function: cAMP-dependent protein kinase inhibitor activity. Gene Ontology annotation, biological process: negative regulation of cAMP-dependent protein kinase activity. NCBI's taxonomy places the organism in Eukaryota, Metazoa, Chordata, Actinopteri, Cyprinodontiformes, Fundulidae. The transcript is spliced from 3 exons. Gene Ontology annotation, cellular component: cytoplasm; nucleus. The coding region runs from base 376 to 612 and encodes 78 amino acids.